AUGGUGGGGUCUGGGAUCCCCGCUUUGGGCCUCUUCCUGCUAAUGCAGGGCUCAGUAGAUGGGAAUGGAGUCCAGGGAUUCUUCUAUCCAUGGAGCUGUGAGGGAGAUGUCUGGGACCGGGAGAGCUGUGGGGGCCAGGCGGCAGUUGAGAACCCGAAUCUCUGUCUGCGUCUACGAUGCUGCUACCGCGACGGGGUCUGCUACCACCAGCGGCCAGAUGAAAACAUGCAGAGGAGGCACAUGUGGGCACUUGGCUGGAUGUGCGGAGGCCUCCUCUUCCUCAUCUCCAGCAUCUGCCUGUUCUGGUGGGCCAAGCGACGGGAUAUGCUGCGGCUGCCGUGGUUCCUGAAGGGCAAGUGCAACCUGUCCCGGACCGUCUCUCUGUUAUCCAAGGACCGGACACCGAGCGAAAGGAAGAUGGCGUCCAUUGGCAGCAUGCCCAUGGAGGGGGCUCUGGAUGUCUCAGGGGGCACUGAUGAGGAGCGCACGGAAGGGGGCGAAGAAACGGAAGCAGGGGAGGAGGAAGAUUAG
Lipotes vexillifer (Yangtze River dolphin) is the source of this 531-nucleotide messenger RNA. RefSeq names its product transmembrane protein 190 (gene TMEM190). NCBI's taxonomy places the organism in Eukaryota, Metazoa, Chordata, Mammalia, Artiodactyla, Lipotidae. Gene Ontology annotation, biological process: hematopoietic progenitor cell differentiation. The transcript is spliced from 5 exons. The coding region runs from base 1 to 531 and encodes 176 amino acids. The record is from RefSeq and is a predicted model, not a curated record. Gene Ontology annotation, cellular component: inner acrosomal membrane.